AUGAGUUUACAUACAUCAUGCAUGAACAGUGCAGAUGUGGAACUCACUGCAGUAAGAUACAAUGUACAGCGAGGUGACUAUGCUCAAGUCAGUCCUGAAGAUGUGAAGUUUUUUCAGAAUCUCUUGUCAUCAAGGGUUGUUACCGAUGAGUUUGAGAUAGCAAGAUAUAAUGAAGACUGGCUAAAGAUGUGUAGAGGGUCCAGUAAAGUUCUGUUGAAACCGAAGACAACAGAAGAAGUUUCUGACAUUUUGUCUUACUGCAAUUCACGUAACUUAGCUGUGGUACCACAGGGUGGCAAUACUGGAUUGGUCGGUGGAAGUGUUCCUGUAUUUGAUGAAAUUAUCAUUUCAACUGAUUUAAUGAAUGAAAUAAUUGGUGUGGACCAACUCUCAGGAGUACUGACGUGUCAAGCAGGGUGUAUCUUGGAGAAGUUGGAUGACUACGUAGCUGACUUUGGUUUUACUAUGCCGUUAGACUUAGGUGCAAAAGGGAGUUGUCACAUUGGUGGAAACGUGUCAACAAAUGCAGGUGGCAUUCGGUUAUUGAGAUAUGGAUCACUGCAUGGGAGUGUCUUGGGAGUUGAGGCAGUGCUUGCUGAUGGAACUGUAAUUGACUGCCUAUCUUCCUUGAGAAAAGACAACACUGGGUAUGAUUUGAAACAGCUAUUUAUAGGUUCAGAAGGCACCCUAGGUAUGGUAACAAAAGUAUCUAUAUUAUGUCCAAGAAGACCUAAGUCUGUCAAUGUAGCAUUCCUUGGAUGCAGUUCUUUUGAUGAUGUCUUAGCUACAUUUAAAGAUGCUAAAGGAAUGCUAGAAGAAGUUUUGUCAGCUUACGAAUUCCUAGAUCAUGAGUGCAUGAAAAUAAAUGUGAAAUAUCUGAAUAUGACAAAUCCACUUAGCGAUUAUCCGUUUUAUGUACUUGUGGAAACUUCUGGAUCCAAUGCUGCUCAUGAUGAGGAGAAGCUGAAUACGUUUCUGGAGACUGUCAUGGAGACUGGUCAUGUUGUUGAUGGCACCGUGGCAACCGAUAUAUCAAAGAUUAAGAAUAUAUGGUCUUUAAGGGAGAGCAUUGCUGAAGCAUUAAUGCAUGAUGGGACAGUUUACAAAUAUGAUGUCACAUUACCACAAGACCAAUUUUACGAAAUUGUUGAAGAUAUGCGUGACCGCGUUGGAGAUGCAGCAACUCGUGUUGUUGGUUAUGGUCAUGUUGGUGAUGGCAACCUCCAUCUCAAUAUCACCUCUCCUACUCAUAGUCCUACACUCUUAGCCAGCAUAGAACCAUUUGUCUAUGAAUGGGUUGCAAAGCAUUCUGGGAGUAUAAGCGCAGAGCAUGGACUGGGGUUUAAAAAGAAGAAUUAUAUUCAGUAUAGUAAAUCAAACUCGGCUAUUAAAUUGAUGCAAGAUAUGAAGAAAUUAAUGGAUCCUAAAGGAAUCUUGAAUCCCUACAAAACUGUACCAAGUCGCUGA
Molecule: messenger RNA, 1467 nt
Organism: Saccoglossus kowalevskii
Lineage: Eukaryota; Metazoa; Hemichordata; Enteropneusta; Harrimaniidae
Product: D-2-hydroxyglutarate dehydrogenase, mitochondrial-like
Cellular component (GO): mitochondrion
Molecular function (GO): FAD binding; catalytic activity
Source: RefSeq, a predicted model, not a curated record